Molecule: messenger RNA, 828 nt
Organism: Xenopus tropicalis (tropical clawed frog)
Lineage: Eukaryota; Metazoa; Chordata; Amphibia; Anura; Pipidae
Product: N-formyl peptide receptor 2-like
Exons: 3
Coding region: 1-828 (275 amino acids)
Biological process (GO): signal transduction; G protein-coupled receptor signaling pathway
Cellular component (GO): membrane
Molecular function (GO): G protein-coupled receptor activity
Source: RefSeq, a predicted model, not a curated record
AUGCGCAUUGACGCCAGCGUGCGUCUUGACGCCGACGUGCGUCCAGAUGCCAGCGCAUGCGCAUUGCGCCCAAAAGGACGCCAGAAGCAGGGAGUCAUUGCGAAGUCUGCAGUGGAAAUGGAGAAUUACACUCAUUCUCCCAACAUCACCAACUUUUCCACUGAGGAAUCUUUCCACUCAGGAACCUUGACGCAAGCAAUGUACAUAACGUGUUUCACCAUAACCUUCAUUUUAGGAACUGUGGGCAACGGACUGGUUAUCUGGAUCACUGGAUUCAAAAUGAAAAAGACAAUGACUACGAUUUGGUUUCUCAACCUGGCCAUUACAGAUUUCUCUUUCUGCCUGAUCCUUCCUCUUUUUAUUACCGAAAAGGCCAUGUGGGCCUGGGAAAACAUAAUAGAUUAUGAGACUUAUAGCGUAAUAAUGAUAGCAUUUGGUAUUACUACAUUUGUGUUGUACUUUCUGAUCCCCUUUUUAUUCAUUACUAUUUGCUAUGGGCUUAUUGCAUUCAAGGUGUUUAAAAGCAAAAGAAUCCCUGGGUCGGCUCGAACCCUAAAAAUGAUUAUUACAACUGCCUUUUGCUUCUUCUUUUGCUGGUUUCUUUUAUAUUUGUUGUGUAUAAUUGAAAUAGCAGGCCCUAACAUAAUGAGGCAUCACCUUGAAAUGACCCUCUAUACACUUGCACAAUGCUUGGCUUUCUUUAACAGUUGUCUUAAUCCAAUCAUCUAUGUCUUCACUGGCCGGGAUUAUAAACAGAUUUUGAAGAAGUCAAUUCCAUUCCUACUGGAAAGUGCGUUCAUAGAGAAAAGAGAGCCUGCACACAUUUAG